This is a messenger RNA of Exophiala aquamarina CBS 119918, 540 nucleotides long. RefSeq lists its product as uncharacterized. Gene Ontology annotation, biological process: transmembrane transport. Gene Ontology annotation, molecular function: transmembrane transporter activity. The transcript is spliced from 3 exons. Lineage: Eukaryota; Fungi; Ascomycota; Eurotiomycetes; Chaetothyriales; Herpotrichiellaceae. The record is from RefSeq and is a predicted model, not a curated record. The coding region runs from base 1 to 540 and encodes 179 amino acids.
AUGCUCGGCACACUGCUGGGAAUACUCGGAGGCGGCUGGCUCUCUGACUGGGUAGCUGACUUCUUCACAAAACGAAACGGUGGAGUCAGAGAGCCGGAAAUGCGUUUACCUGCCAUGACCGUCGCACUCAUCUGCUCACCUCUUGCGCUUGUCUUGUAUGGCUGCGGCAUCCAAUAUCGCUGGCAUUGGAUGGUGCCCACUAUCGAUCUGGGCUUAUUGAGCUUUGCCAUAGCCCAAGGCACAAAUGUUUCACUGGUCUACAUCAUUGAGUCCUACCGACCAAUUGCUGGAGAGACCAUUGUCACUCAACUAGCUUUCAAAUCCGCCUUUGGCUUCCUUCUCUCCUUCUAUACCAACCCCUGGAUCGUGCAGGACGGCUAUCGCGGAGCCUUUGGGGCUAUGGCAGGUAUUUCGUUUGGUGUCAUCAUUCUCUGGGUCCCCCUCUAUAUCUGGGGGCGACGGGUCCGUACUACUACAUUGAGAUGGACUGUGAUUCAAGAUCUCAUCAAGUGGGAUAAUGACAGAGAAGUUGGAGAGUGA